AUGAACAAACAACUUCAACCACAACAACCACAGUUCAAUCUACAACCACCACUGUUCCAACCACAACAACCACAGUUCCAACAACAACUACAGUUCCACGAACCACAACUACAGUUCCAGCAAGCACAUCUACAGUUCCAGCAACCACAACUACAGUUCCAACUACAACCACAACUACCAUGGUUCCAACUAGAGCAACCACACUUCCAACCACAACAACUACAGACUUCAAUCUACAACCACCACUGUUCCAACCACUACAACUACGGUUCCAACUACAUCCACAACCACGAAGGUUCCAACAUCAACAACUACAGUUCCAACCACAACAACCAGAGAUCCAACAACAAAUACAGUUCCAGCAACCACAACUACAGUUCCAGCAAGCACAUCUACAGUUCCAGCAACCGCAACUACAGUUCCAACUACAACCACAACCACCAAGGUUCAAACCUCAACAACUACAUUUCCAACUACAACCUCCAUGGUUCCAACAUCAACAACUACAGUUCCAACCACAACAACCACAGUUCCAACAACAACAACUACAGUUCCAGCAACCACAACUACCGUUCCAGCAACAUCAACCACACUUCUAACCACCACAACUACAGUUCCAACCACAACAACUACAGUUCCAGCAACCACAACUACAGUUCCAGCAACCACAACUACAGUUCUAGCAACCACAACUACAGUUCCAACUACAAAUAA
This is a messenger RNA of Knipowitschia caucasica, 714 nucleotides long. The record is from the annotation of a GenBank genome assembly. Lineage: Eukaryota; Metazoa; Chordata; Actinopteri; Gobiiformes; Gobiidae.